GUUCAUGAUAACUUGUGUUCGUGUUGUCAGCUCUCUAUCGCGCGCAGUGUUUACAAUACAGUGUUGUUGUUAUUAACAAAAUUUACAGCCAGUGUUUGGUGUCGUGACAAAGUGAAUACACAGUUGUCAGUUUUGCUGAUCCUUGUAUUUUACAUGCAAUAGUGUAUUGCGGGGGCCAAACAAACACGGCAGGCGCCGAGCUCAGCUCGGGUCAUGUGGAGGAGGGCGCGAGGGCGCGGCGCAGCGUAAUGCGGCGCGCGUGCGACUGGGUCGCAUGGCCGGUGGUGGCGUGCGCGCUGCUACUGGCUUGUGACUACGUUAGCGCUGGUGAUAUGCUCGCACCUGGAAUAUGCCCGUCAAUAGACAUAAGGAAUAGUCCUGAGCAUAUGGAACAGAAGCUGCGCGAAUGUCGAGUGAUAGAAGGUCAUCUUAGCAUCGUGCUCAUCGAACGAGCUACGACCGCUUCGUUCGAAAACGUCAGUUUCCCAGAACUAAGGGAAGUCACUGGCUACAUUUUAAUAUACAGAUUGAAGGGUGUACGUAACCUCGGAGAUCUGUUUCCGAAUCUGUCUGUGAUACGUGGCAUGCAGCUAUUCAAGGAUUUCGCUCUUGUUAUAUUCGAUAAUGAAGGGCUUGAGUCUGUAGGUCUACGUUCGCUUUCGAGGAUAGAGAGAGGUGCUGUCCGAAUCCAAAAUAACGACCGCCUCUGUUACGCCAACACCAUCGACUGGUCUCGCAUCAACCUCGAAGGAUCUGAAAAUAAUAUAAUAAAAUCAAACUAUGACACUCGACUUUGUGGCUUGUGCCCAAACGCUCAAAGCCGCAUGGAAGAUCACAGGCAGCUACACUUGCAAUGUCCGGCUGACUUCACUGGAAGGCUCCUUUGCUGGGACGACAAACACUGUCAAAAAAGAGAUUGCCCACCAAAGUGCGGCACGCACCCGUGCUAUCAAGACGGAAAGUGCUGCCAUCCGGCGUGCGCGGGCGGCUGUGACGGACCGCUGGCGAGCGACUGUCACGUCUGCGCCAACUUCUCUUUCCGCUACGGAAAAGAACGGACCUGCAUGGAGCGCUGCCCCGCAAACACAUACGAGCUGUCCCGCCGCUGCGUUACGGAGCAAGAGUGUCGCUCAUCGCCGCCGCCGCAGACCAGCGCGGGCGACGCGGAGCCCAACAUCCGCGCCUACAAGAUCCUGCGCAACCGCUGCGUUUACGUCUGCCCUAACAGAUACAUGGAGGUCGGCAACUUGUCCAACUCUACGUGCGAGCCCUGUCCCCUAUCGGGUUGCGUACGCGAGUGUCUCGGCGGCAAGAUAGACUCGGUCACAUCCGCAGAGCACUUCCGCGGCUGCACACACGUCAAGGGAACGUUGGAGAUCACGCUGCGGGCCGGCGGAGGCAACACCAUGGCGGUUUUGGAAGCGGCGUUAGGAGCUAUCCGAGAGAUAGACGGUAGUCUGCGCGUUGUUCGAUCCUAUCCGCUGGUGUCGCUCAUGUUCCUCAAGAGCCUCAAACGCAUCGGCGGGCUCAGCGCCGACAACAAAGGGCAGAGCCUAUACAUAUUCAACAAUCCAAAUCUGGAGAUGUUAUGGAACUGGUCGACUCACAAGUCAGUAGAGAUAACAAAGGGCCGUCUAUUCAUACACUUCAAUCCGAAACUUUGCUACAAUCAAAUACAACAACUGAAGACCAUGACAAAGGAUCCAAUGUCGACUUUCAGUGAAAUCGAAGUGUCGCAAGAUAACAACGGAGACCAGGCAUCUUGUUACCAAGAUACGCUCCACCUAGAGGUGAGCUCGAUAUUCCAACGCGUGGCCAUUCUCAAGUGGAACAUGUACUGCAUGUCGGAUUCACGCAAGCUGCUCGGCUACUCGAUAUACUUCAUCGCCACCGAGUCCAACGUCACGCUUUACGGUCAGCGAGACGCUUGUUCUGAUACUUGGAACGUUGUGGACACAACAGUGGACGAGGUCCGUAAUAGUAGCACACAGCCAGUGAUCAUAGACAAGAAAUCGAUUAUGCAGAGCCCUUGUAAGAACAACAACCAGCCGCUCUUCUAUCCUCUGACUCAACUCACUCCCUUCACUCGAUACGCGGCAUAUGUUAAGACCUACACCACACUGCAGGACAGGAAAGGCGCGCAGAGUCCUAUUAUUUACUUCAAGACUCUACCCGGUCCUCCGAGUCCACCCCUCGGCUUGACAGUGGAAUCCCUUAAGGAGCAUUCUGCGACCAUAAAAUGGCAGCCGCCGUCUAUGCCCAACGGUACUAUCGCCUUCUACCACGUCGAGAUACAGGCAAAUAACUACAACCGGCCCAAGAUACUGGCACUCAAUGUGAACUAUUGUGGCAAUCCGAGCGCGCUCGUGAACCUGAUUGCGGUGCGCGGCGAGGAGGGCGGCGCGGGGGGCGGCGCGGCGGGCGGCGCGGGCGCGGGCGCGGGCGGCGCGGGGGGCGCGGGCGGCACGGGCGACGUGGCGAGCGGCACGUGCGCGUGUCGCGACGACGCCCGCCCCACGCGCUUCAGCUCGCUCGCCGAGGAGGAGCGCAUCGAGACCAUCAACUUCGAGAACUCGCUGCAGAACCAUGUAUAUGUGAAAACGGAACGACCCAAGAUGCUGACUAAUGAGUCAGCGGCGAAAAGACUUCGGCGCUCGAUUGACGACAGCGUCAAUAGUAUGCUCGUCAUCAUCGGCGACCCGCACAUACCGCUCAUGGGACAAAAUAACACCAACGCAACGGAAGGAAAGUACGUAAAGACCCUGUACUACGACCUGGCGGGCAGCGCGCGCUCGCUGACGGUGGACAACCUGCGGCACUUCACGUGGUACACGGUCAACGUGUGGGCGUGCCGCGAGCGACACGAGAACGAGAGCGAGCAGAUCUACGAGCGCGAGUGGUGCUCGCAGCGCGCGCACUACACCUUCCGCACUCUGGAGAGACUGAACGCUGAUGUUGUGCGGAGUAUGCACGCCGAAGUAUUGCCGUCUAACAAAACUUUACCCGAAGUCAAUGUAACGUGGCAGCCUCCCGAGGACCCCAAUGGUUUUGUCGUAGCAUACAACGUACAUCAUUCGCGAGUUGAGGAUAAUAAUCAGGCCACGCAGGAGAUGGGUUUGGCGAGCUGCAUCACUGCGGAGGACUACGAGCUGAACGGACGCGGAGUGCUCGUACGCAACCUGGCGCCGGGGAACUACUCGCUGCGGGUCACGCCGCUCUCGCUCAGCGGUGCCGGCAACGUCUCCACCGACAUCUACGUCUUUAUACCCGAGCGCACGGCGGAGCUGAGCUACGAGUGGGUGUGGGGCGUGGUGGGCGGCUGCAUGGCGCUGCUGGCGCUGCUGGCGGCGGGCGCGUGGGCGGCGCGGCGCGCGCUGCUGCCGCCCAGCGACGCGCCCAAGCUGUUCGCCAGCGUCAACCCCGAGUACGUGUCCACCGUGUACGUACCCGACGACUGGGAGGUGCCGCGCAGCAGCGUCGAGUUCAUCCGGGAGCUUGGCCAGGGCUCCUUCGGCAUGGUGUAUGAGGGCUUAGUGAAAAAUAUAGAAAAAGGUAAACCAGAAACUCGAUGCGCUGUGAAAACUGUCAAUGAGCACGCAACUGACAGGGAGCGUAUCGAGUUUCUCAACGAGGCGUCGGUGAUGAAAGCCUUUGACACGUACCACGUGGUGCGGCUGCUGGGCGUGGUGUCACGCGGUCAGCCCACGUUGGUGGUGAUGGAGCUGAUGGAGCACGGCGAUCUCAAGACCUACCUGCGUUCGCACCGCCCCGACGCGGAGUCCUCGCUACCCAGGAAGGGCCCGGCGUCCGUGCCGCCCACAUUGCAGAACAUCCUUCAGAUGGCAAUAGAAAUAGCGGACGGUAUGGCCUAUCUAUCGGCGAAGAAAUUUGUGCAUCGCGAUCUCGCGGCGCGCAAUUGCAUGGUGGCCGGGGACCUCACCGUGAAAGUGGGCGACUUUGGCAUGACCAGAGACAUUUAUGAGACUGAUUACUAUAGGAAAGGCACCAAAGGCCUACUGCCGGUCAGGUGGAUGAGCCCCGAGAGCUUAAAGGACGGGGUGUUUUCGAGUAACAGCGACGUAUGGAGCUACGGGGUCGUGUUAUGGGAAAUGGCUACGCUUGCCAUGCAGCCGUAUCAGGGGCUGUCCAACGAGCAGGUGGUGCGCUACGUGGUGGAGGGCGGCGUGAUGGAGCGGCCCGAGCACUGUCCCGACCGGCUGUACGAACUGAUGCGAGCGUGCUGGGCUCACCGCGCUCAUGCCCGCCCGUCGUUCCUGCAGCUGGUGGCCGACCUGGCGCCCUCUGCGCAGCCCUACUUCCGGCACCGCUCCUUCUUCCACACGCCGCAGGGACAGGAGAUGUACGCACUGCAGCGGACUGCGUCAGAGGAGGAGGCGGCCAUGCAGGAGGUGAACGUGGGCGCGGUGGCCACGGGCUCGGGCUCCAACCUGUUCGGCGUGUCGGGGCGCCUGGCGUCGUGGGUGCGCGAGCUGUCGUCGCUGCGCUCGCGCGGCUCGGACGACGCGGCGGCCGAGCCGCUGCAGCCGGCCGAGCCGCGCCCCAUCGCGCUCAAGGCCCGCGCGCCGCCGCCGCCGCCGCCGCCGCCGCCCGGGCCCAACGGCGUGCUGCGCGACGCGCCGCCCUGCUAGCGCGCGCCCCCCCAGCCGAUAUCUACCUCAGGCCGGGCGCCUGAGGCCGCGCCCGGCUCUUCGAAUCUAGUUGUAAGCGUAGCUAGUGAAUUGUUCGCCGCGUCGUUUAUUUAUUUCGCUCGGCGGCCGCCCGGAGCGACGUCGACGAAGACGAGAAUCCUAUAUAGUUUACCUCAGUAACAUAGUUGUAUCGAAGUCAUUUAUGACGCAGCCUAUUAUUGUUAAGUUUACCGUGUAAGCUGUAAAGUGUGUAUAGAUACCUAAUGAUAAUUUAGGUAAGAUCUUGUACAAAUUAUUUUAAUUCGUUUCUUUAUAUUUGACCGGCGAGAGCUGUCGUUUCGGAUGGGCGAACGUUCGAGCGAGUGUCAAAUUUGUAGAUUAGCUUAAGUUUUUGUUAAUGUUGUGAGUACUUUUUUGAAAGUGCGCUACUUAACAAUAUACAGAUUUGUCACUUGUGACGUGCGAUGCACAGCAAUAAAUUCGUUACGCGUCUGUUAUACAUGUUUAUAAUACUCAUAAUUCGAUCAGCGUAUCAUUUUCGUUUUUCAUUUCUAUACUGUAAUGAGGAAAAAAUUUCAUAAAUCGGAUUUAACCACCAAAGACUUACAAAUCAAAAUACUAAAUUAAGAUUUUAUUAUAAUAUUGUAUUUAGAUACGUUGUAUUUUUUGUAUGCAUACUCAAGUAUGCCUAGCAAGCCUUCGAUACAUAAGAAGAAACUGCAAUCGAUGUGUUCCGUAUCAAUUACAAUGCAAUAGAUAAUCUGCCAUUUUUGUUAAAUAGUCGUUAUACAUAUAUACAUAUAUAUAUAUAUAUGAUAAUUCUACAAUGAUCGCCUAGUGUGAAUUACCUAUACUCUGUAGCCAAAGUCUAGCUAAUUUGCAAGAUCUUUAUACAUAUAACUAACCAGUAAACUCGCAUUACAAUAAAGCUAUGACUAGUUCUAACUAAUAAUAAUUACUUUCCUUUCGCAUGUAAAGCGUAAGUGGAUAGGCACUAAAACAUUGUCAAAUGGAAUAGCACGAAAGCGAGUACCGAUGCUAGUUUAAUACGAACUCCCUAGAUUCGAAGAAUUGUAUUCAAAGAUUUAAUAAAACAUUUAGAAUACUUAAAGAUUUUAAUAGCAAACUAUAUUAAGUAAAUUAUACGCUAGACGCAUUAUUUGUUACAGUUUAAAAGUUAAUAUUAUAGAAUAGUUGUAUAUCCAACCAUAGACUCCAAUAUACAACAAUCCUGGACAUUGGACCACACUGUCAAAAUCUUGGGGUCCAAUGUGACUAAUAACUUUUACGAUAAUGUGGUUUAAGGGUAUAAACGAGUGCCUUCAGAAAUCCAGCCUUCAAAGGAAUGCAGGAUUGUUGAUUGAAUGAGGAACUUUACACAAGUACACGAAUACACAGUUUAAUUUAUUUAAAACAUUUAUUAUUACAAAUCAUUUUUAUUCGUCGCAGCUAAACUAGUGGAGAAUAUUAAAAGUUCGAAGAAACGAUGAACUCUGGAGUGUUAUAGGAUUAUUACGAGAGGUGGUGAGAAAGCAAAACGUAUCGCCAGACAAUUAUUGAAAUUGAGCAUUAUAAUUAAGGCAACAAAUGGCAUAAAAUGUUGUAUAGGAUUGGUUAAUAGAUAAAUUUUAUGCAUAUAUGUAUAUAUAACUUUUUGUUGUUAUUUAUUAGGAAUAAAGGCACCUUGUUUUUUUUUUUACAAUGUAAUGUCGAACUGAAAAUUUUUUAAAACUAAACUGAUAAAAAACUAAGUAUCGUAAAGAAAUUGCAUAGUGCCUUUUGCUAAUGACGAAAACAAAAUGUUUCUACAUAAUUUUGCAAUUAAAUAAUUCUUUAAUCGACAUAAUGAAAAUUUAUUUUAAUUAGAAGUAUGGUAAGCGAAUAACUUGACUGUUAAUUAAUUCGGCGAUUUGGUAGAUGACUUGUGAACCUUACUUCUAACUCUAUGACGAGCCAGCCGAGGUACUCCAGCGCCAUUCUUCCAAUCACAGUGAACUAAAUCGUUAUAAUUAUUUCUAUUUAAAUAUUAAAGUUAAUGCGUGGAGACAAUUUAGUGUGAAGGCGAGUGUACAAGUAAGGGUUGCGCGGAGUGACUGCGGCGAAGCCUCGCACAACGUUGCCUCACACAGCGUUCGCUGCGGGCUCUUCAUUGCCUUUGAAUAUUUUGUUCUUAUUUUCAUCAGUAUUUUUUAUUAUUGUGAUUUUCACCAAUAGGGCACUUUACCUCAUUUUAGUGAUUAUGUUAUUCGUAAAUUGUUGACUGAUAAAAUAAUUUCCAAUCAAUGUGUUCCUCGUGUGAUUUGUGUGCGUGUUUAUUAUGUAAUAUAGUGUCGGGGUAGCGUUGUGCUAUAUGCUCAAUUUAGAUACAAAUUCACCAAACGAUUGAGAUAGUGUAUAAUUUUUAUAUUUAAUUUAAUGAAAACCGAGUACCUAUUAAUAAUAAUUUUAAUAUUUAUAUUAAUAAAAAGUUACAUGAAUAGCAAAAAUAGUUUUGAGUAAACCCUUGUUUAAAUAUAUUUUAUACCAAGUUAAUAAAAACAAGGUCUAUAACGUUCUUAAAAUAAAAGUGAUUUUUUAAUU
Molecule: messenger RNA, 7229 nt
Organism: Nymphalis io (European peacock)
Lineage: Eukaryota; Metazoa; Arthropoda; Insecta; Lepidoptera; Nymphalidae
Gene: InR
Product: insulin receptor
Exons: 26
Coding region: 249-4649 (1466 amino acids)
Biological process (GO): protein phosphorylation; positive regulation of phosphatidylinositol 3-kinase/protein kinase B signal transduction; cell surface receptor protein tyrosine kinase signaling pathway
Cellular component (GO): axon; membrane; insulin receptor complex
Molecular function (GO): insulin receptor activity; ATP binding; insulin receptor substrate binding
Source: RefSeq, a predicted model, not a curated record